AUGGUUCUCGGGGAAAUGAGUUCAAAUAUGUUCAUGUAUGAACAUAUAGAAUUGUCCCUCAGUCUUUACGCUUCCGCGAUAAUGGAAUUUGAAGAAAGUAAAAAAAGUGUCAGAGAAGGAAGUGAGAGAAGAAUGAGAACACGUCAAAAAGAUAUUGAUUUUGGUAUUCAGUCUUCCUCUGAAAUAAGUAUUCUGAUGAGUCAUAGAUAG
Messenger RNA from Clunio marinus, 210 nucleotides. NCBI's taxonomy places the organism in Eukaryota, Metazoa, Arthropoda, Insecta, Diptera, Chironomidae. The record is from the annotation of a GenBank genome assembly.